Xiphophorus maculatus (southern platyfish) is the source of this 6318-nucleotide messenger RNA. RefSeq names its product solute carrier family 6 member 8 (gene slc6a8). Bases 1048 to 3027 code for a protein of 659 amino acids. The transcript has 13 exons. Gene Ontology annotation, biological process: sodium ion transmembrane transport. The record is from RefSeq and is a predicted model, not a curated record. Gene Ontology annotation, cellular component: membrane. Lineage: Eukaryota; Metazoa; Chordata; Actinopteri; Cyprinodontiformes; Poeciliidae.
UCGGUUUGUCAGGAAUCCAUUCAAGCUGACCGGUGUCCAGGGAUCCCAGUGACGUCAGAAGUGGGCGUGUUCUCGACGUGACGUCACGGCAGUCAGCCUCCUCCGCUUUAAAGCCGCCGCCGCCGCUCAGUCGGGCAGACCGACCGAGCCGCCGAACCUUGGACCGGGACCGCGCUCAGUGCCCGCUUCAGUGCCGCCUCUGCCCGGAUGGAGCUGCGGGGUUCGCGCCCCGGUGUGCGCCGCUCCUGACCCGGCUCGGUUUGACCUAACGGAACCGUAAGUUCGGUUCGGCCGUCCUCCCCGUCCCGCAGCAGGCCGCCGUCUCCUCCGUGACUCGCAGGUCCCAUGCGAUUCUUCAGACUCACAUUCAAGUGCUUCGUGGAUUGUUUUUGAAGGUCGCGGUUCGGCUGUGGUUCGGUUCGUUUUUCUCUUCAGUUCAACAUUUUUAUUUUUAUUUGACAGAAAAAAAUUCAAAAUUAUUUUUAAAACAUUUCGAUUUUAUGACCAGUUUGAAAUUUAACUAAAUAAACUGAAGUCCUAAAUUAAAAGAGAGGAGAGGGUCCGGAGCAGACCGAACCGGACCGGCUCUGGUUCUGACUGGUCGGUGGGACUCUGACCUAGAGCUGGACUGGGGUUACUGGGGUGUUACUGGUUCUGACCCGGUGUCAGAGGGAAACUCGGUUCUAAAGCUAAAGAGCUACAGAGUUAAAGAAAGACAACCGGACUGGGUUCUGAUUGGGUUUUACUGCUGGUUCUGAUUGGGUCUGACUGGGUUCUGAUUGGGUUUUACUGCUGGUUCUGAUUGGGUCUGACUGGGUUCUGAUUGGGUUUUACUGCUGGUUCUGACUGGGUUCUGAUUGGGUUUUACUGCUGGUUCUGAUUGGGUCUGAGUGGUUCUGACCGGGUCCUAAUUGGGUCUAUUCUGACCGGGUUCUGACUGAUAUUCUGUGACAGAAUCUCAGUGCUUCAGGGCUGACAGUGACUGGACCUUAGAACCUGUACUGGUUCCUGACUAGUUCGUCAAGUUCUGACCGGGUUCUGUCUGAGAUGGAGAAACCGGCCCGGCCCGCCUCGUCCUGCUCUGUGGUUCUGGUGGAGGAGACCAAGAGGAACCCGCUCCUCCUGUCCAGCGGCUUUGCCGCCGCCAACGGGUCCCUCGCCCCGCUGGCGGCGCCGACCUGCGGCGGCGUGGUCGGCGGUACCGGUCAGGAUAAAAGAGGAGGCGGCGCCAUCGGGACGGGUCCGGAGUACCAGGAGCGUGAGACUUGGACCCGGCAGAUGGACUUCAUCAUGUCCUGCGUUGGAUUCGCUGUCGGACUCGGAAACGUGUGGCGGUUCCCCUACCUGUGCUACAAGAACGGAGGAGGCGUCUUCCUGAUCCCGUACCUGCUGAUCGUUUUCAUGGGAGGAAUCCCGAUUUUCUUCCUGGAGAUCGCUCUGGGUCAGUUCAUGAAGGCCGGCAGCAUCAACGUGUGGAACAUCGCUCCGCUGUUCAAAGGUCUGGGCUACGCCUCCAUGGUCAUCGUGUUUUUCUGCAACACUUAUUACAUCAUGGUUCUGGCCUGGGGCUUCUACUACCUGAUCAGGUCCUUUAGCUCCGCCCUCCCCUGGUCCACCUGUGACAACGAAUGGAACACGCCCAACUGCCUGGAGACCUUCCACCACCUGCACUGCGCCAACGCCAGCUUGGCCAACGCCACCGUGGGCGGAGCCAACCUGACCUGCGCCGACCUGGCCGACGCCCGCUCGCCCAUCAUCGAGUUCUGGGAGAACAAAGUGCUGAACAUCUCGUCCGGACUGGACCAACCGGGUCGGAUCAACUGGGAGCUGAUGCUGUGUCUGAUGGCCGUCUGGGUUCUGGUUUACUUCUGCGUCUGGAAAGGAGUCAAGUCCACCGGCAAGAUCGUUUACUUCACAGCCACCUUUCCCUACGUGGUUCUCAUCAUCCUGCUGGUGCGAGGCGUCACGCUGCCGGGAGCGUACGACGGCAUCAUGUACUACAUCAAACCGGACUGGUCCAAACUGGGGGAGGCUCAGGUGUGGAUAGACGCCGGAACGCAGAUCUUCUUCUCCUACGCCAUCGGACUGGGAGCGCUGACCGCACUGGGAAGCUACAACCGCUUCAACAACGACUGCUACAAGGACGCCUUCGUCCUGGCGCUCAUCAACAGCGGCACCAGCUUCUUUUCUGGCUUCGUGGUUUUUUCCAUCCUGGGCUUCAUGGCGGCUGAGCAGGGAGUCGACGUCUCCCAGGUGGCUGAAUCAGGUCCGGGUUUAGCCUUCAUCGCGUAUCCAAAGGCGGUCAGUCUGAUGCCGGUGGCUCCGCUCUGGGCGGCGCUCUUCUUCUUCAUGUUGCUGCUGCUUGGACUCGACAGUCAGUUUGUCGGGGUGGAGGGAUUCGUCACGGGGAUUCUGGACCUGUUUCCUGGGAAAUAUUACCACCGUUACAAACGUGAGAUCGCCGUGGCGAUCUGCUGUUUACUGUGCUUCAUCAUUGACCUCUCCAUGGUGACGCAGGGAGGGAUGUACGUCUUCCAGUUGUUUGACUAUUACUCAGCCAGCGGCAUGACGCUGCUGUGGCAGUCCUUCUGGGAAUGUAUUGUAGUUGCCUGGGUCUACGGUGCGGACCGGUUCAUGGACGACGUGGCCCGUAUGAUCGGCUACCGGCCGUUCCCCUGGAUGAAGUGGUGCUGGUCGUUCAUCACGCCGUGCGUCUGCAUGGGCAUUUUCCUGUUCCACCUGGUGAACUACAAGCCGCUGACAUACAACACGGUGUACGUGUACCCGUGGUGGGGCGAGGUGAUCGGCUGGUGCCUGGCUCUGUCCUCCAUGCUCUGCAUCCCCGUCAGCCUCCUCUACAAGCUGUUCAGAGCCAAAGGAACCUUCAGAGAGCGUUGGGCCCACCUGACCAGUCCUGUGUGGGGCCCCCACCACCUGGAGUACAUGGCCCCCGACAUCGGACCCCUGAGCUCGCUGACGCCCGGUUCUGAUGACAACAAGGUCAUCAUCUUCGAGAGCGUCAUGUAGACCGGACCCGCCCAACCCUCCCAAGACAAGAUGGCCGACCUCCACCCUCACCUCCCACCGCUUUCUGCGCCGGGCAUCAUGAAUGAGCUGGACUCUGAUUGGUCCCCACGGCAACCAAAGCUUUUCCCAGGUUCCCCUGGGACUUCUGGUUCUGUUGGGUUCCGGUUCUCCCGAUGUAGGAUGAAAGGUGGAUCGUGACGAUUCCAAACAACUCGUCUUCCCGUGAGGGCCACAGGGUCGGUUUAGUCUUGGGUCGGACAGUCGGUCAGCACAAACCUGAACCGGACAAACAGCCAUGAUGGACUCGCUGUCAGCCAGAACCUUCAGCCGACAGAGUUUGGAUCGUUGCUGUUUGUCAGGACAGACAGAGUUCUAGACAGAAGCACCGACUGGUUCCCUUCGCGUCCCCUUCAGGUUCUGAGAUCAGAUUUAGUCUGUUCUCUUCUGAGUGCCAAAAGGUUCUGAUGUCAGAACCAGGCUGCUGCCAGCGACCCGGUUGCUCCGCCUCAUCAACGCUGCGGUCCAGUUGGUUCUGCCCAUCUCUGUUGGGUUUCGUCCCGCUUCCUCUCUUUCUCGUCUUGUUAGCAGAAGAAUAAAAUGCUUGGCUGGUUCUGUCCAUAAACCCAUUAGAACUGGUAACCGGGUCGGAAGGAGAGUCAUUUUGAUCCGAAUGUUGUCCGGAAACCUGAAGAGAGCCGGCGGACUGACAGCGUUGUCGAGCGUUGCCUUAUGUUGUUGUCUCACCGUUAGAGUUCAAACGGUUGACCUGUGACCUCCUGUUUGCUGUCGGUGGGCGUGUCUAAGACUCUAUCUCCUAGCAACCAGUUAGCAUCCCGCCAUUGCCGGGAAACAAGCAUCCAAAUGUGGGAAAACCAGAUCUGUUUGCACAUUGUUGUGAAAUAAUGAAAAAAUCAGUUUUUGUUUUUGUAAAAUAAACAGAAGUUUAUUUUUUGGAGGCUUUUAUUUUGGUGAAGAAAUCUCUAUAUUGAAUCUUUGAGCUAUAUUUGAUGCAGUAUCACUGGGAUGAUGAUGAUGAUGAUGAUGAUGAUGAUGAUGAUGAUGAUGAUGAUGAUGAUGAUGAUGAUGAUUUCUGGCUGAUUGUUCACGUUCGGUCGGCGAACACAAUCCACCGCUUCAGUCCUACCUCACUUCUCUUUCAGACUUUCAAAAUAAAACACCUGAGUAUUUUUAGCCAAUGUUGGCGCCCCGUGGGAGUCGGAAGAAUCAGAACCCGCUGCUGGUUCUGAUUCUUCAGCGGGUCGUAAAUCCCAAACAGGAAACAGGAAACCCAUAUGGUGCUGUGGCGGCUAACGUGAACAAGCAGCAAAGGCCGGUGCUUUUAUUGUGGCGGGUUUGCUGCGAUGCAGUGAUUUGUGAAAGGGAAACCUGUCCUUUAUUUUAACGUUCAAAGUGCUAAAGUGUUUCCAUGGUGAUCUUUUGUCCCAUCAUUUCCCCUGCUGGACGUUCGGCUCCGUUUUCACUUUGACCAGGAAAUGAAUCUUCUUCCUGCUGCUAACCUGAAACCUGAACGUCAGCAGAAAAAACAUUCAGCGUCAAACUCAGCAGAUUUCUGAUUUAGGCUCAAAACGUUAAUGAAUUAAAAUGUUAAUUUAUCAAAACAUUAUAAAAGCUGAUCAACUACAACAAGGAGAUGUUUGGCCCCAGUCAUUUUUCUCACUUCAUUGGGAUUUGAUGAUUAUUGAAAUCUGAGAUCAAUUUGAUCAAAUCAAUUUCAUAUUCUGUCUUUUUCAGGUCAAAAUGUUCUUCCAAGCAAAAUUGUGCAGAAAAUAAUAAAAAGGUGAAUUUUUGUGGCCAGCCACAGAUGGAGCAAACAAAAACCUGAUUAGAAAUUUAGGAUCAAAAUCUGAGUUUGAACUUUCUUUGCUCUCAUAUAAAAGCAAAUCAUCUGCAUAGAAACGUAGAAAACUGAACUUAGAACGGACAAUUCAAUGUUGCUUCAACCUCCAGAGAAUACAGAUAUAUAUCAUCCAGAUUAAACCUGGAGAAGUUAACAGAAAAAAUAACAAACACUGAAGAAAAAUGAACAAUGCUCAAGUUAUUAGUUUCAGAUUUUUAAAAAAUUUUUCUAAAUAUGAGAUUUUGGCUCAACGUACAUGACAUUAAAACCCAGAUGAGAAGAUCCUUCUUUCCAUGAACUGGACUAAUCUGCAGCUUUAAUGGAUCAUUUCAUGUAAAACGUUGAAUGUUAAAAGCUGAAUAUGUUUAAUUUCUCUCGUCUGUUUGGGUCUGGACUAUAACCUGGAGGAAAAGCAUCUUCAAUCUGCAGCCAAGUUGGAUUUUGUUUUUCAUCUGCCAAAAACCUGCUGACCGAAUCUGAACCGGGAGCCGGAGCCGGAACCGGAGCCGGAGCCUUCACAUUUACACUCCACAAAUUAAACUGGAUCCCUCUAAAUGUCAUAUUUGGUUUUUAUGGAUCGGUGUCAAAAUUUAAACAGCCAGUCUGAAGAACCAGUCGGUCCCAAACCAAGGAACCGGAUCGAAUCAGAGCUGAAACUCCGAUCCAGGACGGGAAUUGGAAACAAGCAGCCAGAGCUGAGCAGAAAACCGAUUUAUUAUCUGGUGUCGAAGAUUAAGUUCUGACGACCCGAAUGAGACAAAAAGGAAUUUGGUCCAAAUUGGCUUUAAAUCGAAGGGAGCCAAAUGGCUCCGGUUGGUCCGCUCCAGUUGAUCCGGACCGGGUUUCAUCUCAGAUUCUGUCAGUAAACUUCAGUUUGCCAAGUUGAGGAGAGCGUCGGGUUUCCAGAAACUUCCCUGCUGAUCUCUGAGCAGAUCAAAUUUUUAGUUUGAUUUUCUGCCAGAAAUUUUUUUAAAUGUGACAAAAGAAAAACUAGUGAAGGUUGAAAACAUGAUAGAAAGAGAGGAUGUUUGAUUUCUUUAACGCAGCGGAAAAAAGCCCAAACGUACGGCAGAAUAAUCAAAGCUGGCCUCACACAGCAGGGGGCGCUCUCCUCCUGAUGCUAAACAAUCAUGUUUCACCAAACCAAUGUUCAUCAGAAACAAAGACCAGAGAUUUGGAGCUGAAAAUGUUUGACUCCUGUUUGUGUUUUCCAGCCCAAACGUAGCUUCCUGUUGUGUCGCCGUGACGAUCCGUGCUUCGUCUGCGGACUGGUAGUUCAACUUUUAGCUGUGAAUGUAGUGAAACCUGGGCUCUCUGUUAACGAGUCACCAGCCAAACAUUAAGGUAGAAAACAUUAACUCUGAGCCCUCAUGAUGCCAUCUGUGUUGUACCAAGUGUCAAAACCGAAGCAAUAAACCCAACAUGAAGACAAA